CUUGUCCCUAUCUUUGUUUACAACUGUUUACGAUUGGGUUACGCAUUGUUUACAAAAUUUACUUUUACAAAAUAGCAUAUCUUGUUUUUGUAUUUAAAUUAAACACGUUGCAAAUAGAAAACAAACAAUCCUUGAUGGCCUUUUAAAGCUAUAUAUGAAAAUAUCAAAACUUAAAACAUUAUCGUGAACGCAUUCUUCUCAGCAAGACAAGAUUACCAACAUCAAGAAAACUAUUAAUGAGUGCUGCCAACACUGAUAUCAGUCAUGUGUAGUUGUUGUAGAUUGUAGUAGGUAUCGUUGCUUGCUUGCUUUCUUUACUUUGCACCGCGCGUCGUCUACCAAUUGGACUUAAAUUGAAAGAAUAUUUAUCGCAUAACAUUAAAGUUAAUCAUAUAAAUUUAAUACGUAAUAACUAAACGUAAACAACAUUCAACCGUGCCAAUAAUACGAGGAUGUGUAGAAAUAUGUGAAAGUGACAGUCGCAACAAUCGACUUAGUUUUUGUGAUUAUAAUGUUAUUUCGCAUAGUUUCAAGUCCACCAGUUUGUAUGUGCUGAAAUGUUACAUUUGGGAGUUCUUUCGUGUAUCGUCGAGGAUACCUGAUCCGCGAUGUUCGAGGCGGGAUAGCAAGCGCUUGCACGGACAACAUUUAUAAUGCAACAAGAUUUUUUAGCGGACGAGUGCAAGAGUAAAAGUCUGCGGCGGAGGCCCACGAAGGUUCUGAAGAUAGCCGAGAGCUUCACGAACUUGGAUGAGACUGCGAAGGCGGGCCGUUUCGUGAGGGGGCCUAACUGGCGAAGGCGUCGUGAAGGACUCGACGGGAGAACCAAGUGUUGUGAUGAUGAUUUCUGUGUUAAGGAGUCGAGUGUGAGUGAUGACAGUGAGAAGGUGGGCGACCGGAGGGUCACGGGCUCGUCGUGCACGGCCCUCCGGACCGCGGUGGCUGCUCUGUACCCGUUUGAUGAUUUCAUCCUGGAGAAGAUUGGCUCUGGAUUCUUCUCCGAAGUUUUCAAAGUGACCCAUAAAACGUCCGGCAAGGUGAUGGUGCUGAAGAUGAACCAGCAGCGCGCCAACCGGCCCAACAUGCUGCGCGAAGUCCAGCUCAUGAACAAACUGAAACAUCCUAACAUACUUGGGUUCAUGGGCGUAUGCGUACAUGAGGGCCAACUCCACGCCCUCACCGAGUACAUGGAAGGCGGGUCCUUGGAGCAGGUCAUCCUGGGGAUGCCCCCCGAGCCGCUCCCGCAGGCGGCGCGGGUCUCGCUCGCCGCCGACAUGGCCGCCGGGCUGGAGUACCUACACUCUCUCGGCGUGUUCCACCGCGACCUCACCGCCAAGAAUGUAUUAGUAAGAAAGCACGGAGAAGGAGACUUCACCGCAGUAGUGGCCGACUUUGGUCUCGCCGCUAAAAUACCUCAUCCAGUCAAUGGCUACCGGCUGCCAAGCGUGGGCUCUCCGUGGUGGAUGUCGCCCGAGUGCCUGCGCGGCCGCUGGUACGACAACCGCUCCGACAUCUUCUCCUACGGCAUCAUACUAUGCCAGUUGAUCGCCAGGGUGGACGCCGAUCCGGACGUGCUUCCGCGCACGGACAAUUUCGGCCUCAACUACAUGGCAUUCGUGGAGCUGUGCGACGAACAGACCGUGCCGGACUUUCUGAGGCUAGCCUUCAACUGUUGCAUCUACGAUCCUAAAGCGCGGCCGCUAUUCCCCGAGAUAGUGAGCAACCUCGCCGAGAUUAAAGAAAGCUUGGACGAUGCGCCGUGGGGCCACGCGCCCAACAUCAGCUACGACAGCGAGGAAUCAGACGCAUCAGGUCCCCGUUCUUGUCCCGGGCUGUACGCGUGGCGCCCACAGCGGCACGUGAGCCAUGACCCGCUGCGACACACGCCAUUGGAUACCAUCCAGCACCGGCGCUCGCUCUCGGAGCUGGAGUGGGGCGCGGGCCCGCCGCCGCGCGUGGCGCCGCCGCCGCACCGCUCGGCGUCGGCGCUGCCCGCCGCGCGCGCGCCGCCGCGCCUGGCGCGCCUGCACCGCCUCGCGCACAUCAUGCUGCUGCGCGACCCGCCCCGGGGCCGCGGGGGGACACCGCUGCAUACCUUCCGCGGGGUUAACAAGAUCCUUGAGCACCCUCAUUCGAGGGCCAGCGGUUUUUCUUCAUGCGUGGAGCUUCCGUCGCCGCUCGUGCGAGUGUCCGACGAACCAGAGCUGGGCGAGGCGCGCUGCGCGUCCCUCCCGUCGUCGCCCGGCCUGUCGCGGCGCGGCUCGCUGGAGCGGCCCGCGCAGCAACAGCAGCCGCGCCCUAUCAACAACACCGAGCUAUCGGAAGGCACAUUGCUCGGCGCGGCGCGGCGGCGCGGCUCGUGCGAGUCGGGCAUCUUCUCGGUGGCCAACGAGGACCUGUGCGCCACGCACGCCGACUGCUUCUACAACGCCAUGUGCCCCUGCUCGCUCAUGGGCUGCCAGCGCUGCUGGUGGUGGCCGCGCCGCCGCCCCGCCGCCGCCGACGACGAGCUCGACUACCGCGACCCGCCGCUGCGCAUGUGUGAGCAUUGCCUUCUCAUUUACGACAGACUGUUCAACGCCCGAACCUACAAGCGCGGCGCCGCCGGCUCGGCCAACUCUAGCCUCUUCGUCCUCGACGAUUCCGCCCUUUCGACUACGACGGUGAGCUCGCUGCGGAGUCUAGACGACUUAGAAGAAGUCCCCUCCCGCGACGAGCCCCAGCCGCGGAGAAUAAUCGAGCACGACGCCUCACCGUUCCUGUGCGGCAAGCUCGACUCUAACAGACCGGAUUCCGACGCCUCCGAAACGCCGGAGCCUCAAAAGGAAUACCAUAUUCUGGACAGAUGUUGCUGCGUGAGUCGCGCGAAAUGUUUAAGCGGAUGCGUCUCCCAUAAACCUUUAGAUGACGACGAGCUGAGCUAUCUCCUUCAACGCGGUCCGCUGAUCAACCAUCUUCUAAACUCGUCCUGCAAGCGAACCUCCAGCGUGUACACGGACAGCUCGGAGGACGUGGCGUCGCUGGCCGGCUCGGACAGCCUGUACUGCGACGAGAGGAUCCCGCGGCACGUGCGCUCGGCGCAGAUAUCCAAGAUAGUGGAGUACUUCGAGCGCAAGGGCGCGGACUUCAAGUGCGACCGGACGUUCAAAAGUUCGCGUUUCAAAGUGAGCAACUUCAGUAAAGUGGAAAUGUUACAGUUCGCGAAAGGUAAGGAGGGCGAGCGGAGUGAGAAGGAGUACUUCGUGGACGUUAAACAUAGGGGGCUGGAUGACGGCUGCGGGAGGAAGUGCGUCCAGCAGAGACUCAUGAUCUGUGAAGGCGCCGUCAAGUCCAAGCUUCCUCUCUUCGACAAGAAGUCGUAGCGACGUUGAGCGUUACAACUGAUGUGUCAAAUCGAUAGUGAUUCGAUACUUCCACAGUAGUUACGGAUAAAUAUUUUUACUCUAUAAUAUACACGGCGAUAUUGGAGUGAUUCAAGGCUAGUGCCGACGUUUCCCGUCUACAUAUUCUAUAGAUACGAUGUAUCGUGUUGAAAUUUGUUUGGCCGACGGCCGUACUGUUUCGAUUUUAUUUUGACGACUGAAUUAAAAGUAAGGUUUAGAGGGACGGUUGUAGAUUUAGUUUUAGUGGAAAUAUUAGUUCGGGCGGAGAUUCUCAGUUGAUCCUACGAUGGCCUAUUGUUACGCAAUAGUCUAUGUUAGUCUAAAUAUAUCUAUGGCAGCAUAUAAUCAUUGUUUUCUAAACGAAGUGCAUUCUUUAUAGUUAUACAGUUUAUAUAUAAAUUCGAGUUUUGUAAAUACGUUUAGGUUUAAUAUGUUUCAUUUAAACUUAUUUAUACACAGUAUUAUAUUAGUACUUGCCAGUUCAGAUAAUUAUAGUGUACAUAAAACCGUAACUGUUAAGAUUUAGCAACUGUCAUAAUAAUAUUUUUUGUACUUUUAAAGUGGCAGCAGUUUAAUAGAUAAUUUAGUAAUUUAACCUUUUUAGAUUUUAAUAUACAUCCUUAAUCCUUAUUAAAUUUAAUCGACAAAGUCAUAGAUUGAGUUAUUUAAAAUUGUAGUUUUUUUAUAUAUUUGCUAAAUAAUUCUAAAAUGGGUCGGCAAAGAACCGUUUCUGUAUUUUUUACUUACGUCUGGUGUAAACUUUGCGUCUGAAGACUUACACAGAAUUAUUGAUACCACAUAAUACAAAUAUAACACUUGGUUGUCAAAUAGAUGAAUUUUAUUUGUCAAACUGUCAUAUAAUACAGUCAAGACAUUCUCAACAUCUGCACUAUUUUUGUAGAUAAUUCUGAAUAAGAUUUAAGAUCAGAGUUAAAAGGAAAAUAAAGCAAGUCAUUUUAAUGAGUUUCUAUCUUUAGUCAGUUUUCACCAGUAAAACAACGAUGUGUUGAAUUAUUUGAGAACACAGCCCAACCUAAUACAUAUUGUAAGUACGAAUAUAUAUUUCAGCAUUCGACAGUAAAAAUAACUUACUUUUUUCCUUAUUCUGUGAGUUACACCAGACGUACGAGAUAAUAUUUCGUAUAUCUAUCCUAAAUUAAUUAUAAAUGUCUCUAUAUCUAUACAGGCACGUAACUAGUCUUCACAUGCGUGUCAAAUGUCCGUCGAACUAUUAACGAACAAACAUAUUCAUAUAUUAUUAUAUACAUAUAUCUUUGCCGUAAGCAGCUGCUAUAAUGGAGUGAUCAUUAUAACUGUCGGAAAUUAUGUGUCUUCGAGGACAAUAUUAGUGUGUGUUAAAACAAAAUAUGUCAAAAAUACUGACCUUACAGUUUUUUAGAUAAUUAUAAAGGGGCCGAUUGAUUCGCCGGACGAUAUCGGCCUGUCAUUUAUUCGCGAUUGUCAGCUUUUGCGAAUAACUGACAGACAGGCCGAUAUCGUCCGGCGGAUCAAUCGGCCCCUAUUAUAUUUAUUAAUAUUUAAUGUGUAAUGCAAAGACAUGACUUAAGUUGUGACAACGUUGAGUUUUGUCUGUACCACUAUCAGUAUAUCAUAGUCUCCAUUUCAUAUAUGUACAUCAUUUGUAUUGUAUCCGGGAAUAGUAACGAUUUUCAAAUAUUAUGACGCCGUGUUUCUGACAGUUUGACUGACAUUCGCUCCUGCGGCAGCAACUCCAUUAUUAUAAAAUUAAUGUACAAAAUUGUGUCAAAACAAAUGGAAAUAUUGAAAGGCGUGUCUCAGUAAACAUAGUCAAAUAAAGAAUUAAUCGCGUAUGAACCUAUAAAAGGGUGAAUCAACUUUUUUUGUUUUGUUAUCCUGUCCCGUUGUCCAAGGGACAACAGUGGCACAGUUUGUUUGAAGAGACGUUGUAUGCCGUUCUAUUAACAUAUAUAGUCCUCCUCAUAGUUUUCUAUGACGGCGACCCCAAAUAAACACAUUAUGGACGUUGUCUAGCAUGAGCCCUAAUGUGGUUCUAUUAACAUGCUUAGUAGGGGGCCCAUUAUGGACAUUGGUUAUAACGACCACAAAAACGCAAGUUUAAUUCAUUUAAGUACCAUAAAAUCAGUAUUUCAAUGAACUUUUGUCCCCUGGACAACUAAUCGUAACCAUGGCAACGAGUGACGCUAAAAAGUUGAUUCUCCCAAAAAUACAUUUCUAAAUUAUGGUCCUAAAAACUAUGUCUACGAGGGCCACGAGCGCAAUGGCGUCCGAAGCGUAGGAGGUAAUUUUUAAUUUUAUUUAUAUACUUACGCGCACAAUUUCACUUUCAAUUUAAUAAUGUCAAAAAUAAUGAAAGUUUUGGCUAAGAUAAAUACUUUAUUCGGCUUCAAGCAAAGACUUGUUAAAACCAGUAGAGUCGGUCUAAAUUAACUCUGCACAGCAAUUGUGAUAUUUAUUGUGACACUACCGCACAUUUUCACGUCAAAUUCAGUGCAGAGUUGGCCUAGAAGGAUUCCGCUGUUUGAUUCAACUUGUCUUGAAAUGUGCAAUCAUUCUGAGCGCGCCUAAAAUGGAUUAUUUUAAUGAAAAACAAACGCAAAACACACAGAAAUAAACAGAUGACAAAUAUAAUCAGCCAGUUUGUGUCUUGUUAAAAUAAUCCAUUGAUAAAUGAAAAAUAUUUUUGUAAAUACAGUAUUACAUAUUUAUUUAAUCAUCAUCAUAUACUUUAAAUCAUGGUAUAUAUGUCAGGGUAUACUAAAUCAUUGUAAAUAUGAAGAGAUUCCAUUUUGAAGGUGUAAAGAGAAAUUAGUUUAUAACGGGCUCGUUUGUAUGAGGAUAUUUCAGUGCCAAAAAUAAUUUGUAUUUUUGUUCGAUUGAAUAUGUUAAAAAUCGCACACUUUGUUGAAACAUUUCCUUGUGUUGAAACCACGCCGAAUCUUAUAUAUUUCAAUAAAAACCGACGGAGGUAAAACAAAUCUACUCGUGUCUGAACCAGCUAUUCCAGGUAAAUAUCAUUGCAGACUUGUUUUUUGAAGUUGAAUAAGAUUUUACCUGCAAUAAGAAAUUAAAUGAUUAAAACUUCCAGAGAGAAACAUGUUCUUAACCCACAAUAGACUGUAGACUGACACAAUAGAUACGAAAAUAAAAAUGAUAGUGACAUUUUAUUAAUUAUUAGUUCAAUAGACUAUUCGUCUUAAUAAAACGUCAGCAUCAUUUCAUCAAAUAAAUUUGGUGUGGUUUAUUUAAAAGUAAUGAAAAACUCGAAAGCAAUUAAUUGUCCGUCCAAUCGUUCCCAGUGCACGUGAAGCACUUCGUGUUAAACCAUACGGCAAACGGGCCAUUUUCCCCCCCAUCUAUAAUGAAGAUUUUGAACUAGAACUAAAAAUCUAGACAACCUGGACUUGACUACUACACCAAAAAAAAAAUUGAUUGUACGAGUAAUAGAAAAAAGUCGAAGAAAAAAACGUGUCCGCUAGUUUGACAGACACAUGGCACUUUACUACGCCGUAUGUUUUGUGGUCAAUGAAUUGUCAAAAGUAAAUUUUUUGACAACCAGAAUUACCCACUAUGCGGUAACCCACUGAGCCGUACAGCGCCAUCUCGAGUAGAUGUCAAAUUUGAAACACGAAAUUGUCUUACUUAGACUUGACUCAUGUAGUACAAUUAAUGAAUCUUUGCUUUCACUGAUGUUAAGGCGGGAUUCCACCAGUGUGCGGCACAAGCAUUUUUGAACUUAAUAUGCUUGUACCUUUACAGGUCCAGAUCUGCUAGUGUGAAAAGUCACAUAAUAUUAAUAAUUAAUCCAACGCCCUACCGUUGCCGUAUGUGUCCAUACCAUAGUCCUUUAUUUGAUACAACUGUGUAGUUAGCAGGACGCAAGACUGAAAGUAGUUAAAGGUUUUCUUUUCAUACGUUUGUCUUUCAUUCGCAUAAAACAAAAAAAUAAGAAGCACCUUUAAUAGUUAAACUUAGAGAUAUGUCUUAAUUUAUCAUUUCAUUGGACGAUCCCAUAGGCUUUUGGUUAUUGCAAAAUUACCUCUAAAACUGCGUAAGAGAAUCCAAAUUGGCUUGUCUCAUUUGAACAUUGACCUUAAUAGGUUUUAUACUACUUAAAUAAUAAUAAAAAUACCAUGUUAUUGGGAUGGUUCAAUUUGCAUAGUCAAUAUUGUUAGAUAAUAUUAUUUUCAAUAAAACUGAUUUAGUAUAAAUAUAGUCCAGUUAUUUCUGUUUAACAAUAAUAACCAGUUUCGCUGGUUUUUGUACUUUCCGAGACGUUUAUUGAGACAUUUUCAACAAAAUUAAAUGUCCGCCAUUUUGUUAAAGUGUCAUCACAAAAUGGCCGCCACGAGAAUGUAUCGAAAACGCUCGGAUUCUCGUCAACUAUUAUGAAAUAAUUGUAAAACUAACUACGAUAUUUGUCAAAUGUACCUGUUACGACUACACUAUAUAUAACGUGCAAUAGCAAGGUAUAUUUAGAGAAACACCUGAUUAACUUUAUGAAAAAUGUUCCUUGGCAUUUUUUGCAGUAAGUUAACAUGAAAAAAAAUCCUUUUUACCCUUUUUCCAGGCGUAGUACGAUUUAUCGACCACAUACAUGCCAAUAGAAUUUCAACUUUAGCAUUCCGAUUUAAGGUUGAAAUUUGAUUGCACUUUCUAGAAAUGUAACUUGUCUUCAAAUCAUUAAAGCUUGAUUAAUUUGAGUAUUUUUGGAUUUUUUGGGAAAACCUUGUAGAUUGGUGCUGCCUGGAAAAGGUUAAAAUUUAAUCGUUUUAAUACAUUAUGUUUACAUUCUCAUCGAUAUCUUUGUACUUGAAGGGUUUUAGAGCAAUUAUCGACCUAAUAUGAACCUAAGGUUGACACUAGUUCCUUGUCUUGCACCCUUACCAAGGAAUGUUUCAACGCAAACUUGCCAUUUCUAGAGCUGAGUUACACCAUUUAAGCAUAUCAGUUUCAGGAUACGUAGUUAAGAAAUAGUUGUUUUUGGUAAAGGUGUUAAUUAUCAUCAAAAAUGGUUUAUAUUGAAGUUGGUUCAAGUCUGAAUGGAUCAAUGAACCAUGUUUGAUCAUUUAUUGAUACAAAUAGAAUAACCUGUUUUGGACACGCGCGUGUAAUGUAUAUUACCCUAUAGUUGGCACUCCACUAAUGUUUGGCAUCUUCAACCUUAUUUUUAAGCAGCCGUGGCGACUUUCUUACAAAUUAAGUGGGUGCCAAUUACUGGUACUUUUCAAUGCUAAUCAUUGGAUAGUUUACCCUAUGUAAAAUGUCUAAAAUACUUAUAAUAAUAUACAUCAACGUUAAUGAAACUCAGAAUAGUGUUGUUAAUGUUUUAUUAAUUACUUUAAACGCGCAAAGCUUGACGCAGAUGGCGCUAUAAUAAAAAUAUAUUGGAUAUGUCAAAUCCAAAGAAACAUAAAUCACAGACUUUUGGGUUCCACAAAGUGUUAUUUUUAGGCACUGGUCCCACCGCGAGCGAGUAAGCUAUGAACUAUCGGCUAUUUUGUAGCUCAAGAAACGAACAAAAGAUAAUCGCUUUCGUGUAAAUAAAAGAGAGAGAUAUAUAUUUAUAGUUCAUAGCUGGCUUGUUCACACCGCCGGCGAAGACACUCUCCCACCGCCCGGCGAGUAAGCGAUAAUUCCAUACAAUGUUUACUAGCCGCCCGCUGAUUGUCAACUGUUUCUAGUACAUAAUUUUACUAGUUGAUAGCCGAGCUCGCUGAUAGUUGGCGGUGGGACCACUGUUUUCUAGUUGACCGCCGCGAUAAAAGCUAUCGACUAUAAAACUAGCUCAGCGGUACUCGCCGGUGCCUGCUUGGCGAUCAGACCGAUCAUUUUACCAAACACUCGCUUAUAGCUCAGCGUCUAAACUAGUAAAACUAUACUCGCUUCUCGCCGCUCGCCCACUAGUUUGUAGUUUAUAGUUUCACUCGCUUAUAGUUUGUAGCCGGCGGUGGGACCAGUGCCUUAAGGGGCUUCCAAACUUAAUGUUGCCAGCAAAAUAAAGCCAUUGAAUUUUACGCGCUUAAUUCGACAGUAUUAAUUGAGAAUUCGUAAACCUUAUUGCAAAUACUUAAGGUCCACAAAUGGUCACAUUGGUCACGUUACCCCCAAAAACGUCAACAGCCCACAAUCUUCGUGCCUCCGACAACGUUCAAAGGGUUAAGUGUCAUUACGAGUUUCUCAUACUAAUGUUGCAUUAAUUAUUAUUUGAAUAAAUCGUAAAGGCGCCAGACUUAUUUAAUGCAAAUUCACUAUUGUUCUAAAAAUGCUUGGCGUUACUCAGUAAACCUAUUUAGUUAUCUUUACAUGACGCAAAAGUAAUACUAAUUUUGAAAUAACGAUUAAUUACUAUCAACUGUUUUCAACGCAAAAGCGAAACAACUGCAUAACUUCGAUAAGCGAUCGAGCAGUUCCUAAUACAGUUUGAAAAUAACGGGAUCUUGGGUUCCAUUGUGUUCUUGCUGUUCUUGUAGGUCGUUUUUAAGGUUUUUUUAAAGUCUAUACUGCACUCCUGAGUCCACGAUUUUAGUAAUUUACACACCAAUGGAAAAUUUAAUCAACACAACCCUUUACCGCAUGUUGUUCCAUAUAUCGCCGUUAUAAAUUCUAUUCUAUCUACAGUUAUUCAAGAUCAAAUUUAGCGUACAAAUAAUUCUAAAUGUCGUGCUGUAAAAGGUUAACCCCGGAAUGUAUUAAUGUAAAGAAAGUUAUCCUUCCAAGAACUCAAAAAUAAUGGUAUGCUAACUGAAAGAUUUGUACACUGCGCGAGGUUUGUACACUGUUUACGUAUAAAAUCCGCAUCAACUUUCUCACAAUCUGUGGUAAAAAUAUUUACACGUGCGUGUCCUUUAGUAAGUUAAUAUUGUUUUAAGGCACUAACGUAAUCUGUUAUACGGUUGUGUCCAGCCCGACUAAUUAGUGUAAGAGCCGAGGAGGCGCAAGCAUAAUUUGUAACGAAGGUGUAUUAAAUAUAUUUUGUUUCAA
This is a messenger RNA of Cydia pomonella (codling moth), 10367 nucleotides long. RefSeq lists its product as uncharacterized. Lineage: Eukaryota; Metazoa; Arthropoda; Insecta; Lepidoptera; Tortricidae. Bases 654 to 3362 code for a protein of 902 amino acids. The transcript is spliced from 11 exons. Gene Ontology annotation, biological process: actin cytoskeleton organization; protein phosphorylation. The record is from RefSeq and is a predicted model, not a curated record. Gene Ontology annotation, cellular component: cytoplasm; nucleus. Gene Ontology annotation, molecular function: protein serine/threonine kinase activity; ATP binding.